This is a messenger RNA of Bacillus rossius redtenbacheri, 765 nucleotides long. RefSeq lists its product as uncharacterized. The record is from RefSeq and is a predicted model, not a curated record. The transcript has 2 exons. Bases 1 to 765 code for a protein of 254 amino acids. NCBI's taxonomy places the organism in Eukaryota, Metazoa, Arthropoda, Insecta, Phasmatodea, Bacillidae.
AUGAGACACAAGUUCGAAGAAAAUGUGAUGGUAGAUGGGGAUCUCAGCAAGGAGUCUUUUUUUAACUUCCUGAGCACGCAGUUGAAGAGACUUGAUCAGCAGAUCGUGCUACUAAGCCUGCACAAGAACACGCUGCUGCGGAAAUCUAAAUCUUUGCGCGCGGAGUUGCCAAAUCUCCAGGAAAUGCGAAAAAAUCUGUUUGCCGUAGACGUCGACAUACAGAACAUUAGCACUGAGCAGGCAGUGAAGAGGUUCGAAGAGCAGGAGGUGCAGAUCCCGAAGAGGAAGGCCAUGCUGACGCAGAUCGGGAAGGUGCUGCGCCGGCGCGCGGAGGGCCUGGCCGGCACGGAGCGCCGGCUCCGGGAGACGGAGGGCCGCCUGUCCUGGGGCGCGCGCAAGCUGGAGGCCCUGCGCUCCGAGCUGAGGGCAGUCGAAGGGCAGGAGACGGACGCCCGCGCAGGGCUCGAGAGGAUGGGGCGCGUCGCGGGCGGGUACCGCGCGCCGCCGCCGCUGGACUACGUGCGCACCGCCGAGGAGCUGGGGCGCCUGCGGAGGCAGCUGGCGGAGUGGCGGCACAGGAAGCACGUCCAGGACGCCACUCUGGCGAGCCUCGAGAAGGACGUGGGGGCCGCGAUGAAGAAGGUCCCGGAACACCUCAGGUUGAAGUUCAGGCGGAUGAUGCGAGGAGACCAAGUGGACAGUCCAGCUGACGUCGACGAGUCGGCAUCGCCAACACUCCUCCCAGCUCCUUCCAAACCACUUUGA